Messenger RNA from Symphalangus syndactylus (siamang), 12659 nucleotides. It is a transcript of the gene USF3, whose product is annotated as upstream transcription factor family member 3. Gene Ontology annotation, molecular function: protein dimerization activity; DNA-binding transcription activator activity, RNA polymerase II-specific; RNA polymerase II transcription regulatory region sequence-specific DNA binding. NCBI's taxonomy places the organism in Eukaryota, Metazoa, Chordata, Mammalia, Primates, Hylobatidae. The record is from RefSeq and is a predicted model, not a curated record. Gene Ontology annotation, biological process: negative regulation of epithelial to mesenchymal transition; positive regulation of transcription by RNA polymerase II.
GGGCGGAGAGGGGCGGGGGGAGGGGGGCUGGGAAAGUUGAGGCCGCGCUGCCGCCGGGUCUCCGGCCUUGAGGGCUCGGGCUCGCAGCGGCUGCGGUGGCCGCAAAAAGAGGCGGCGGGGGCGGGGGGAGAGGAGGGCCUGGGCCCGCGCUCCCCCAGCCCCGGUGGAGCAGGCGGUGGCCGCGGACAGAGAGAUUCGCCCAGACGGUCAGACACUCCUGCCUUCCCCUCCUGGGAUCAUGACCCAGGCGGGGGUCGCCGCCGUCGCCGCCGCCACCGCGGCCGAGACCGCGCAGCCGGCGGUAAGAAGAAAGCAUAACCCAUAGACCAUCUUCUGGCAGAAGAUGAUACAUUUGGAUCAGAAACGGGAGGCAUUGGAAGCCAGGAAUCAAAAGUGAAGAAACUCUGCAAGCCCUUAGGUUCCUAUUACUGUAACCAUGCCAGAAAUGACAGAGAAUGAGACGCCUACAAAAAAGCAGCACAGAAAGAAAAACCGGGAGACACAUAAUGCAGUGGAGAGGCAUAGAAAGAAGAAAAUCAAUGCUGGGAUAAACAGAAUAGGAGAGCUGAUCCCAUGUUCUCCUGCCCUGAAGCAGAGCAAGAAUAUGAUCCUGGACCAAGCCUUUAAAUAUAUAACAGAAUUGAAAAGGCAAAAUGAUGAACUCCUGCUUAAUGGAGGAAACAAUGAACAAGCUGAAGAAAUAAAAAAGCUACGGAAACAACUGGAAGAAAUCCAAAAAGAAAAUGGCCGAUAUAUUGAAUUACUGAAAGCUAAUGACAUAUGCUUAUAUGAUGACCCCACAAUUCACUGGAAAGGAAAUCUUAAAAACUCAAAGGUCUCUGUUGUUAUUCCUAGUGACCAGGUUCAAAAAAAUAUCAUUGUUUAUUCCAACGGGAAUCAGCCUGGUGGAAACAGCCAGGGAACAGCUGUUCAGGGGAUAACUUUUAAUGUUAGUCAUAAUUUACAAAAGCAGACCGCCAAUGUGGUGCCAGUACAGAGGACUUGCAAUCUUGUGACUCCUGUAUCUAUUUCUGGAGUUUACCCUUCUGAAAACAAGCCAUGGCAUCAGACCACAGUUCCUGCAUUGGCUACCAACCAGCCUGUUCCUCUUUGUCUUCCUGCUGCCAUUUCUGCUCAGAGUAUUCUCGAGCUUCCCACCUCUGAAAGCGAAUCAAAUGUGCUUGGUGCCACUAGUGGCUCAAUGAUUGCUGUUUCAAUUGGAUCUGAGCCUCACCAACAUCAUUCUUUGCACACAUGUCUACAUGAUCAAAAUUCUUCUGAAAAUAAGAAUGGACAAGAGAACCCCAAAUUAUUGAAGAAAAUGACCCCUUGUGUUACAAACAUGCCCCACAGCUCCUCAGCAACUACCACUAAAGUGCACCAUGGAAACAAGUCCUGCCUGAGCAUACAGGACUUCAGAGGUGAUUUUCAAAACACUUUUGUUGUUUCAGUUACCACCACAGUCUGCUCGCAGCCUCCCAGAACUGCAGAUGAUUCUUCUCCAGUGAGCAUUAGUAAGAGUGCAGACUUGACAAGUACAGCUACAGUGGUGGCAUCAUCUGCCCCUGGAGUAGGGAAGGCCACCAUUCCUAUAAGCACUCUUUCGGGAAACCCUUUGGACAAUGGUUGGACUCUUUCUUGUUCUUUGCCUUCUUCAAGUGUUAGUACUUCAGAUUUGAAAAACAUUAAUAGCCUUACACGAAUUUCUUCAGCUGGAAACACACAGACAACGUGGACUACUUUGCAACUGGCGGGAAACACUAUUCAGCCCUUAAGCCAGACACCAUCUUCUGCUGUGACUCCAGUAUUAAAUGAGUCUGGUACUAGCCCCACCACAAGCAACCACAGUAGACAUGUGGCUACAGGCAUCAACUUGAAUAAUUCCUUUCCAGCAGAUGGGCAGCCAGUUGAGCAAGUAGUUGUAACAUUGCCUUCUUGUCCAUCUUUGCCUAUGCAGCCACUAAUUGCCCAGCCACAAGUUAAAUCUCAGCCUCCCAAAAAUAUCCUUCCACUGAAUUCAGCAAUGCAAGUGAUUCAGAUGGCUCAGCCAGUUGGGUCAGCUGUUAAUGCAGCUCCAACCAAUCAAAAUGUUAUAAUUCUUCAGCCACCCAGCACCACCCCAUGCCCAACAGUGAUGAGGGCAGAAGUUCCCAACCAAACAGUAGGUCAACAGAUAGUGAUCAUACAGGCUGCUAAUCAGAAUCCUUUGCCACUCCUCCCUGCUCCACCUCCUGGUUCUGUUCGACUCCCUAUCAAUGGAGCCAAUACUGUAAUAGGGUCUAAUAAUUCAAUGCAAAAUGUUUCAACACCACAGACUUUUGGAGGAAAGCAUCUUGUCCACAUAUUACCAAGACCUUCAUCUUUAUCAGUGUCUAACUCAACACAAACUUUUUCUGUUACCAUGUCAAACCAACAGCCUCAAACCAUUUCUUUAAAUGGACAGCUCUUUGCUUUGCAGCCUGUGAUGUCUUCAUCAGGAACUACAAAUCAAACCCCUAUGCAAAUUAUUCAACCCACCACCAGCGAAGAUCCAAAUACCAAUGUUGCCCUGAAUACAUUUGGUGCUUUGGCCAGCCUCAAUCAAAGCAUAUCACAGAUGGCUGGGCAAAGCUGUGUACAGUUGUCUAUUAGCCAGCCUGCCAAUGCUCAAACUGCUGUAAAUAGUCAAACCACUACAGCUAACUGUGUUUCAUUAACAACAACUGCAGCACCUCCCGUGACAACAGAUAGUUCAGCCACACUAGCUAGUACUUAUAAUCUAGUGAGUACUUCCUCAAUGAACACUGUUGCUUGUUUGCCUAACAUGAAAUCUAAAAGGUUGAAUAAGAAGCCAGGUGCCAGGAAACACUUAGCAGCAAACAAGUCAGCGUGUCCCCUGAAUUCAGUCAGAGAUGUGAGCAAGUUAGACUGCCCCAACAGUGAAGGCUCAGCAGAGCCACCCUGUAAUGAUGGACUGCUAGAAAGCUUCCCUGCUAUGUUACCAUCUGUCUCUAUGUCCCAGGCAAAUAGUGUGAGUGUUUCUGCUUCACAUUCUUUGGGUGUUCUAAGCUCUGGAUCAUUAAUACCUGAGUCUGUAUUGAAAUCUAAGUCACCAGAAAAGUCCAGCUCACCCUCCCAAGAUUCUGUAACAAGUGAACAUUUUGCAAUGGCCGCAGCAAAAUCCAAAGAUUCUACCCCUAAUCUACAACAAGAGACAUCUCAGGAUAAACCACCAAGUAGUUUAGCGUUAUCAGAUGCUGCCAAACCCUGCACUUCAGCCAAUGUAUUGAUUCCAUCUCCAAGUGAUCCUCACAUUUUGGUUUCUCAGGUUUCUGGUUUGUCAUCUACAACAAGCACUACAAGUACUGACUGUGUUUCUGAGGUAGAAAUCAUUGCUGAACCUUGCAGAGUUGAGCAAGAUUCAUCAGAUACAAUGCAAACCACAGGUCUCUUAAAGGGGCAAGGUUUAACUACAUUGCUAUCUGAUGUUGCUAAAAAAAAAACCCCUCAGAAAUCAUCUCUUUCUGAUCAAAUGGAUCAUCCUGACUUUUCUUCAGAAAAUCCUAAAAUAGUUGAUUCAAGUGUGAAUUUACAUCCCAAACAGGAACUAUUACUGAUGAACAACGAUGAUAGAGAUCCUCCACAGCAUCAUUCCUGCCUCCCUGAUCAGGAGGUUAUUAAUGGUUCUUUGAUCACCGGUAGACAGGCCGACUCUCCCAUGUCAACCAGCUCUGGCAGUAGUCGUAGUUUCUCAGUUGCAUCCAUGCUUCCUGAAACAACAAGAGAAGAUGUGACCAGCAGUGCAACAACUAAUACAUGUGACAGCUGUACCUUUGUAGAGCAAACUGAUAUAGUAGCUCUUGCAGCAAGAGCUAUUUUUGACCAGGAGAACCUUGAGAAGGGAAGAGUUGGCCUCCAGGCUGAUAUAAGGGAAGUUGCUUCAAAGCCUUCUGAAGCAUCAUUGUUAGAGGGAGACCCACCUUUCAAAUCACAGAUACCUAAAGAGAAUGGCACAGGACAGGCAGAAGCAACACCAAAUGAAUUUAAUUCUCAGGGUUCAAUUGAAGCAACUGUGGAGAGGCCCCUUGAAAAACCAAGUUGUUCUCUAGGAAUUAAAACAUCAAAUGCAUCUUUACAGGAUUCAACUUCUCAGCCACCAAGCAUCACCAGUUUAAGCGUGAAUAAUCUUAUCCAUCAGAGCAGCAUCAGCCAUCCUCUGGCCAGCUGUGCGGGUUUAUCCCCAACCUCAGAGCAAACAACUGUGCCUGCAACGGUUAAUCUGACUGUUUCGUCUAGCUCCUAUGGCAGUCAACCUCCUGGACCAUCUCUGAUGACCGAAUAUUCCCAAGAACAGCUAAAUACUAUGACUAGUACCAUACCAAAUUCACAGAUUCAAGAGCCACUCUUAAAGCCAAGUCACGAAAGCCGUAAGGAUUCUGCUAAGCGUGCUGUCCAAGAUGACCUUUUACUGUCUUCAGCUAAACGUCAAAAGCACUGUCAGCCAGCCCCUGUCAGGCUUGAAAGUAUGUCCCUGAUGAGCAGAACUCCAGACACCAUUUCUGAUCAAACUCAAAUGAUGGUCAGUCAGAUCCCUCCUAAUUCUUCAAACUCAGUUGUGCCUGUUAGCAACCCAGCUCAUGGAGAUGGCCUUACACGAUUAUUUCCACCUAGUAACAACUUUGUGGCUCCUGCAUUGAGGCAAACUGAAGUUCAGUGUGGUUCUCAGCCUUCAGUUGCUGAACAGCAGCAAACCCAGGCAAGUCAACAUCUACAGGCCCUGCAGCAGCAUGUUCCAGCUCAAGGGGUAUCUCACCUUCAUAGUAACCAUCUCUACAUAAAGCAGCAGCAGCAGCAACAACAACAACAAGCAGGGCAGUUAAGAGAGAGGCAUCACUUAUAUCAAAUGCAGCAUCAUGUACCUCAUGCAGAGAGCUCUGUCCACUCUCAGCCCCAUAAUGUCCACCAACGGAGGACUCUGCAACAGGAAGUUCAGAUGCAGAAAAAGAGGAAUCUUGUUCAGGGCACCCAGACCUCUCAGCUUUCCUUACAACCGAAGCACCAUGGAACUGAUCAAUCCCGAUCCAAGAGUGGCCAGCCACAUCCCCAUCAUCAGCAGAUGCAGCAACAAAUGCAGCAACACUUUGGAGGCUCCCAGACAGAGAAGAGCUGUGAAAACCCUUCAACUAGUCGGAACCAUCAUAACCAUCCUCAGAACCAUCUCAAUCAAGAUAUUAUGCACCAACAGCAGGAUGUUGGAAGCAGACAACAAAGUUCAGGGGUUUCAUCUGAACAUGUAUCUGCGCAUAAUCCAAUGCAGAGGCUUUUGACAUCAAGAGGCUUAGAGCAGCAAAUGGUGUCCCAACCAAGUAUUGUGACUAGAUCUUCAGACAUGACCUGUACUCCACACAGGCCAGAGAGAAAUAGAGUUUCAAGUUAUUCUGCUGAGGCACUUAUUGGAAAGACAUCUUCUAAUUCAGAGCAGAGAAUGGGAAUAUCAAUUCAGGGUUCCAGAGUUUCAGAUCAGCUUGAAAUGAGAAGCUAUCUUGAUGUUCCCAGAAAUAAGAAUUUGGCUAUUCAUAAUAUGCAGGGUCGUGUGGACCAUACUGUAGCCUCAGAUAUCCGCCUUUCUGAUUGUCAGACGUUUAAACCAAGUGGAGCUAGUCAACAGCCCCAGAGUAAUUUUGAAGUACAAUCUUCAAGAAACAAUGAAAUAGGUAACCCUGUAUCAUCAUUGCGGAGUAUGCAGUCCCAGGCUUUUCGAAUUAGUCAAAACACUGGCCCCCCACCAAUUGACCGUCAAAAGAGAUUACCUUACCCACCAGUUCAGAGCAUCCCAACAGGAAAUGGUAUUCCAUCAAGGGACAGUGAAAAUACUUGUCACCAAAGUUUCAUGCAGAGCUUACUUGCCCCUCACCUCAGUGAUCAGGUCAUUGGGAGCCAGAGGUCACUCUCAGAACAUCAGAGGAAUACACAGUGUGGUCCAUCCUCUGCAAUUGAAUAUAAUUGUCCCCCAACUCAUGAAAAUGUCCAUAUUAGAAGAGAGAGUGAGAGUCAGAAUCGGGAAAGUUGUGACAUGUCGUUAGGUGCAAUUAACACCAGGAACAGCACCUUGAAUAUUCCUUUUUCAAGUUCCUCUUCCUCAGGAGAUAUUCAAGGUCGAAACACAAGCCCCAAUGUUUCUGUACAGAAAUCCAAUCCCAUGAGGAUUACUGACAGUCAUGCGACCAAGGGCCACAUGAACCCUCCAGUCACAACCAACAUGCAUGGGGUUGCAAGGCCAGCAUUGCCACAUCCAUCUGUGUCUCAUGGAAAUGGCGAUCAAGGCCCUGCUGUACGUCAAGCGAAUUCUUCAGUUCCCCAGAGAUCAAGGCAUCCCCUGCAAGACAGCAGUGGUUCCAAAAUUCGUCAGCCUGAAAGGAAUCGUUCUGGAAACCAAAGGCAAAGUUCUGUCUUUGAUCCAAGUCUUCCCCAUCUUCCCCUCUCUACUGGUGGCAGUAUGAUUCUUGGACGCCAACAACCUGCUACAGAGAAGAGAGGAAGUAUUGUUCGUUUCAUGCCUGAUAGCCCACAAGUACCUAAUGAUAAUUCAGGUCCUGACCAACAUACACUAUCACAAAAUUUUGGUUUUUCUUUUAUUCCUGAGGGUGGCAUGAAUCCACCAAUAAAUGCUAAUGCUUCUUUCAUUCCACAGGUUACUCAGCCUAGUGCCACUCGAACUCCAGCCCUCAUCCCGGUAGAUCCGCAAAAUACUCUGCCCUCCUUCUAUCCUCCAUACUCUCCUGCUCAUCCUACACUGUCCAAUGAUAUUUCAAUCCCCUAUUUUCCUAAUCAGAUGUUCUCAAAUCCUAGCACAGAGAAGGUAAACAGUGGAAGUUUAAAUAACCGAUUUGGAUCAAUUUUAUCUCCUCCCAGACCUGUUGGGUUUGCUCAACCAAGUUUUCCUCUUCUCCCAGAUAUGCCACCAAUGCACAUGACCAACUCUCACUUAUCCAAUUUUAAUAUGACAUCUUUGUUUCCAGAAAUAGCUACAGCGCUUCCUGAUGGCUCAGCAAUGUCACCUUUGCUUACAAUAGCAAAUUCCUCUGCCUCUGACUCUUCCAAGCAGUCCUCAAACAGACCUGCCCAUAACAUAAGCCAUAUUCUAGGUCAUGAUUGCAGUUCAGCUGUUUAAAUACCGAUAAACGAAAUGUAAAGGUAAUGAGUGAGAUUACAAAUGUAUUUGUGUGUGCAUGUGCACAGACAUGUACAUGAAGAGAAGGAUUGUGUGUGUGUGUCUGCAUAAUCAGUUUUCAGUUAUCUUCUGAAUGUAGGGAAGCCAUGUCAGAUGCAGAUACUGGGUUGUCAGAAAACAAGUUAUCUUUCAUUUUCAACUGCAUGGUGUACUUUUUUAUUUUCCAAGUAGAUUUACAUUUCCAAGUUGAUAUUUCCUAAAUACUAAUUAGCUGGAAAUUGGGGGAGAUCAUCUUGUCAUGUACUGGGUAGUAGGAGGGAGCCUAGACUUUAAACUUGAUUGUUGAUAACUUACAGAAUAUAUAGUUAAGUUGCUACUGAAAAAUAUAGGCAGCUUGAUAAAACAGUGGCUCAUAAUCAAGUGCUGGCUAAUGUCAGCAUCUAGAACAGCUUCUUACCUAUGGCAGAUGUUGAACUGAUGUUGAGUUUAAUGUCCAUAGUUAAAGUCAAGCAGUUAGCAAAUAAAUAAAAGCAAUCAGCCUUUAUUCUCAAAGUUUGGUUUAGAUAGAGACUUCUUUCUAAAUUACAACAAUCCAUAAAUUAUCUGAAUUUUAUGUCUUGUUCUUCAAAUUAGGGAGCUGUGUUAUCCUUUAAUGUGCCAAGAUUAUUUAAAGCAAAGGUCUUCCUUAGACAAUUAUUUAGCCUUAAAUAUAGAAAGCUAAAAAGUUAAGUACAUACAUAUUCUCCAUUUUGUGCUUGCAUUUUGCAUCAGGUCAUAAGGGUAAAAGCAGUUAGUUGUAUUGUGGAGUUUUGCAUGGGUGCAGUUAACAAUGGAUGUUUCAUCAACUGAGUUUAAUUUAGUAUUCUCUCUUCAUUCUAUUUGAUCUUGAAAUAAAUUCUUUUGCAUUCAUUUAAAUAUUAGGAUUGAUCAGGAAAUAGUGUGUUUGUAAUCUACACAUUUUUUUGAGCCUUACUUUAAAAAUAUUUCUGAACAGAGAUUUAAGCUCUGUCAGUAUUUUCAUUUACUGAUAGUAUUUAUAUUUUAAACAUGGCAUUGUAUAUUACAUUAUUAUCCUUCAUAACAGAAUUAUAAUGAGAAUAUGAAUUUGUUAUUUUUCUUGUUGGUAGAUGUGAAAUGGUGCUUCAAAAAAUAUAUAGUCUUUCUGUAUGUCUCUCUGUGUGUAAGUAUGUGUGUGUGUGUGUGUACACAUAUUUUAAAGUACGAAUUGGUCCUUUAAAAACAGGCCUGCCAUCUGAAAAUGGGAAAUUGAGACCUGAGACCUGCUAAAGCAUAGAAGAACUUGAUAUAGGUAGGGUUGUUUUUUUUUAAAUAGAUGGAGUCUGGCUCUGUCGUCCAGCUCACUGCAAGCUCCACCUCCCGGGUUCAAGCGAUUCUCCUGCCUCAGCCUCCUGAGUAGCUGGGACUACAGGCACGUGCCAUCACACCUGGCUAAUUUUUUGUAUUUUUAGUAGAGACGGGGUUUCACCGUGUUAGCCAGGAUGGUCUUGAUCUCCUGACCUUGUGAUCCACCCGCCUCGGCCUCCCAAAGUGCCAGGAUUACAGGCGUGAGCCACCGUGCUCGGCCUAGGUAUGGGUUUUUAAAAGCCCCACAGAAGUUUAUAAUACAUUUAAAAACCCAUACUAAAAUUUGAAAACUUAAAAAAAAAAUAAGAAAACAAUGGUAUAUAUUCCUUUUCUUAAACCCGUGAAGUCCAUUACUUUUUGUUCUUGUUAUAUUCUGCCAAAAAUGGGAUGGGGUGGGAGAGAUGCAUAGAAAUUGUUUUAUCUGCCUUGUUAACAAAGUGAACUCAAGGACCAGCUUUUCUUGUCUUUCUUUCUUUCUUUUUUUUUUUUUUGAGACUGUCACCCAGGCUGGAGUGUCAUUAGGUGCAAUUAACACCAGGAACAGCACCUUGAAUAUUCCUUUUUCAAGUUCCUCUUCCUCAAGAGAUAUUCAAGGUCACUCUGUCACCCAGGCUGGAGUGUACAUGGCAGGAUCUCGGCUCACUGCAGCCUCUGCCUUCUGGGUUCAAGCAAUUCUCGGGCCUCAGCCUCCCGAGUAGCUGGGAUUACAGAUCUGUGCCACUACACCUGGCGAAUUUUUGUAUUUUUAGUAGAGACAGGGUUUCACCAUCUUGGCCAGGCUGGUCUUGAACUCCUGACAUCAGGUGAUCCACCCACCUCAGCCUCCCAAAGUGCUGGAAUUACAGGUAUGAGCCACCCCUCCCAACCCCCCCCUUUUUUUUAAUCCUAAAAAGCUUCCUAAGAGUUGGUCAGAGCAGUUAACUCCAGUGAAUACCUCUUCUAAAGACUCAGCAAAAGGGUCAGUUGUGCCUCUUUAACUGUUCUUACUAAACUCUCCUAUCUUUUUCUGCUGCCAACUAAGCAGCCUCCUAGGGACAAAGAAAUAUACAAUAUAUUUUUUUUCUUGCUUACAAAGCAAGAACAACCUGUAUUUUCUUCCUUCAAAAUGGUCUUGGGGAAGAAUAGGAGAGCUUCAUGAAUAAGUUACUCAAGACAACAGAUAAACACAGUAGUCAAAACUUUUUAUUGAGGAAAAAUGUGGCAUUUAUGACUUGCUUUUUAAUUCUCUUAACUGAAUUUUAAGCUGCAACAUUCAAAUUUUUCUUUGUACUUGAAAGGUCCAGUCUGCCAAUUUCAAGAAGGACAGUUUUCCAUGUCUUUGGCUAUUCAUUUUCCCUCUCUCCAUCUCUCUCAUCUGUCUGUAUCUCACUGCCUCUGUCUCUCAUACACACACACACACACACACACUCUCUCUCUCUCUCUCUCUGUCUCUCUCCAGUGGCUGUUAAGAAGGACUGGGGACUGCUAGACAUAAUUGAAAGUAAGGUAACAGGCUAAGGAGAAGCUCAGUUUGAACAUUGCAAUGCAAAGGCCUCAAAGCCUGUGACUUUCAAGUAUUUCUGUUGCAUUAAUUGUAUUUUCCUGCUUAGCUGUGUUCAGACAUAGUAUUUGCAUUUCUCGGAGCUUUCAUUCCAACAGCGUAACAUUUUGAUCUUGAAAGAGUCUCAAUAAGCCUUAUUUGACCAUCUGAGGAAAAAUGUGACCAUCUGUAAAGAAUUGGCUCCUGCUUACGUGUAGCUCUAAUUACUUUACAGAUGUAUGCAUGUGUAUGUAAGACUUCAGUUCAUACAUGGCUUAAUUCUGAAAGUGUUCAGACCAUAGUACCCUUAUUGAUUUAAAAGCAUGAAUAUAUGAGAUUUACUAGCAGUAUUAAGUAUUUGAUAAUUAGAGCUACGUGAUUUUUGGGAAGAAAUUUGUUAUGUGGUAUCUAGUGUUAAUCUGGAUAUAAUUUUUGGUAAAGGGAUGGCAGAAAACAUAGUCAAUUUUGGUUAUAAUAAAUGUAACCUUAUUCUUGGCCUGCUCCAUGUCAAAUAGGGCUCAGGGAAGCUGGUCAUUUCCUUAGCGGGAUGAUUACUCCUUUGCCUUGAAAUAUUUAUUGGGCCUACCAUGUAUGGAUCAGCUUGUGAUAGUAAGUCAUACUCCCAAAUCAGUGAUUCCCAAGUCUUGGCUUUGGGAACCAGUAUGCCUCGUAUUCUCUUAAAGAGCAACAAGAAUUUCUUGAAACAAAAUUAGUUCAGAAUUGAUUUAAAAUAUUUCAAUGUGCCAUAUAGCUCUGUCCCUUGGUUUGAUUGGCCUUGUUUUUUCCUGUGAAGAAUGAAAGGGCAAAGGUGAUACCAAAAUGAAACAGCUUUGGAGUGACAUCUUUAGGAGACUGGAAGCCAUUUUUAUAAUUCUGUUGUCUAUAUAAAUGCUACCUUUGCCUGGAGGUAGUGCGCCUGUGGCUGUGUACAUCCAGAGGGCAACAGUAAUAGCCAACAACCAGACAAACUAGUGAAGUUAAUCUGUGAGUGAUGAUUUUAUGAUACGUAUAUGCAAAUUAAAGGCAGAAGUUAGUUUCUUCUCAAGAUGCCUUUUUGGCUGAGCAUUACCAUUUUUCUUUCCCCAGGGUGUGACAGAAAAGGGCCUUUUUUGGAUUUAACUAUAUUCUGUCUGCAUUCUAUUCUUCAUGCGUAGGUUUCUACUAGAACCUGUGGAGGGGGGACACCAAAUUUAGAUUGAGGCAGUCCACGCUGGUAAGAAGCGUGAGGACCUUGUUGGACACAGAGCUUCUAGAUCUUUUCACCUGUAGCCUCUACCCUGUUCCUGCACUUUACCUGAAACUGUGCCUCUGGUCUUUAGACCAGCUGUUGGAACAUAUCACUCACCCACUCCUCUGUUAUAGCAAAGGGCCAGCUGGGAUGGUACAUGCUGUGUAAUCAGACACCUUCUCGACAAGUACAGCUGAUGUUUCUCACUGUUGCCUUAUCAUUCUCUGAGCCAUCUUUGAUGUUGAUUUGUAAAAAAAAAACAAAAAACAAAACAAAAAAAACUUAGUAGCAAAACUCCUGUUAAACUCAGAGUUUGUAUGUGGUGGUCAUUCAACAUCCUUAUUUCUAGAUUUACGCAAACUGUACCAACUGUAAUCUUUUUCUGGCACGCGUAUGUGGUCAGAUGCUUCGUAAACAUGAGCCAACUUGGGUUGUAAACAUUGGGCAUAAUAUACAAAUUGGGGAAUUUUGGAUGACUGCAUAAUCCUGUCAUUAGAGAUUUCAUAAGACAGAAGAUAACUAUUUGUAAUUUAACACAUUUUUUAAAAAGGUGAUCUUUCUUUCCCUCAGUUGUGUAUACAGCUAUACACCAUACUAAUACCAUACUAUGUCAUAGGAACUUAAAGUUAGAUGUAUCUAAAUCCCUUCACUUUUCUGAGACUUCUCUGCACUCCCACCCCUGAAGCCUUCAAAUCAUUUUUCAUCUGUGAAGUCACUGAGGUACUGGGCUUGACUAUAGUGGUAACAGUUAAGGGGAGUUGAACUAUUGAUCUUCCAAGAAGAAAGGGACCAGACAGUGUUAAGAUGCUGCAGUUGUGUUACUGUGAAGAAAAGACUCGCUUCCACUUUCAGCAGGCUAUAUAAAUAUAUAUACAUAUAUAUAUAUAUAUAUAUAUAUUUUCACUUUGGUAAAAAAAAGUUGAAAAAUCUGAGGAGAACAUAAUUACCUUCACAAAUUAUUUAUAGAUACACUGGGUGAGAAGCUUACUGUAGGGCAGUCACCCGAAAAAAACUAAUUUUAGUGCUUUCAAUAGUGUAAUAUUUGUAUCUAUUACCAUGGCAGCAGUGUCUGCUGCACACUGUGUCCUAUUACUGUAAAUCUCCUGGUUUAUAAUUCUUAUGGAAACUAAUUUGUUUUGUAAUGGAAUCCAGAGCAGAUAUGUAUAAUAUGAUCAGGAUUGUCCUACAGUUGUAAAUAAGAAUAGGUCCUGUUUAUUUUGACAUCUUUUUACAAAUGCAUUGUAUUAGGGUGUGAAUAUUCUGAACCAUCCUCUUGUUUAAAGUUUGGAAAUUUUUAUUGUUAAAUGUAACAUUUUAAUGGUUGUAAUAAUUAUUUGUAUAGAUAUGAAUAUAGUAUUUUAUUUAAGAAAAUAAACUUUGCAUUUUUGCAUUGUAAA